This is a messenger RNA of Fusarium vanettenii 77-13-4, 2859 nucleotides long. RefSeq lists its product as uncharacterized. The record is from RefSeq and is a predicted model, not a curated record. Lineage: Eukaryota; Fungi; Ascomycota; Sordariomycetes; Hypocreales; Nectriaceae. Bases 1 to 2859 code for a protein of 952 amino acids. The transcript has 4 exons.
AUGGAUCCCUUGUCCGUCCAAGCGAGCGUCGCAGGGAUCGCCACCGCGGGCGCCGCGCUUGCAAACACGCUGUUCCGUCUCGUGAGGACAGUUCGCCAUGCGCCCAGGGAGAUACAGUCGGUCGCUAUCGAGAUGUCGAGUCUGGCCUCGACUCUAGAGCACCUUCACGAUGUCCUCGCUACCGGCGCGUCUUGCGCGAAGCCGUCAUUCCUCCAGGGCGUCGAGGCCGUCGUCGCAAAUAUCACGUCGACUCAAGACGAAAUUUCCACAAUGAUAUCUAACGACACCAUUUUUGAAAGGCUGCGGUGGAUGAAAGCUGCCGGUAUCCUCUCUGAUAUCGAAAAGCACCGAGUCACAGUAACUCUGCAGACAUCCAUAUUGUCUGCAGCCAUCCUUGUCAAAUCCACAACUACCAGACACUCUUCAGCCCACGAACGGCCCGAAAACAGGUUCAGGAUACAAGCAGAGAGUCUCAUUCAAGCUGGUCAGGUUUCACUAGAACACGACAACAGAUACACCAGGAUUUCACGACAGAGGGCUCCCAGCCCCCCAUUUCGGACCACCAAACGAUUACCAAGUCCUGUCCGCCGUUCCGAGAUACCAGGACAUGUAUGGCCAGAGGAUCUUUUCGACCGUUCUGGCGCACCAACGACUGGAGCUCGAAACCCAUCUUCGCCUUUAGAGCGACGUCGAUCCUCUCGCAGCACCCGUAUUCCAAAGAAGGCCACAGUGAGCGAUGCUGGUGAGGAAGAGGGGGAAGAAACUCCGGACCAGGGCAACGAAGCAGAUCUGGAAAACGACGCAUCAGAUGAACCCAGACGACGGGGUUCCAACGGAAAGGUUGUGCAGCUCGGUCACAAUUUCCGCGUUCGAGGAGAUGCAGCUACGUUUUUGUACAAUUUGGUCUUUCAAAAUCAAUCACCAAGCCCGGGAGAUGCCAAAGAGGAGCACAGUUCAACCGAGGAGGAAGGAUGGACAGGAUUGACUUCGGAAGACUCCGAACAAGAAUCUCGAUACUCGACACGACAUGCGAGCAGACCACCACGAGAACGACCAACGCCACCGGAGCCGGAGAAGGCGGUGGACAAUUUGCUUCUGAAAUGGACUUUGUUGAGCGAAAGGGAGAUUGAGAAAGGGGCCAGCGAAUCAAAAUCACCAGAGAAGGAACAUACUCGUGAACGGCCUUCGUAUGGAAGCAAGGAGGAUGACGAUUGGGGAGAGUUCCUUCGAAAGGUAAGCCAAGACACAGGGGCACGGGCUGUGUCACCAGCCUCUAACAAAAACCAGCCUCGCAAGUCCCAGUCCACUCCAUUCUUCAGGAACACUGGGGGUAUUCCAAGUAGUCCUGAAGGCGCAAAGAGUGUGAGACGAAUAAUCCGACCAACUCGAUCCGAGACUCCUCAGGCAGGCAUCUCACCGGGCAACCCGUUUUCGAAGCCACCCAUGGACCGGCCCCAGAACAGAUACUCGAUGCCUUUUGCACAUCCAUCAUUCAACACCAGCGGCCCCUCUGUUCAUCCCCUGGGAGGAUUUGGACCCAGGGAUGUUCCGCCGCCGCCCUGGGCUCAACCACCAGCAUUCCUCUUCCCCAGACAACCAGGUCAGCCUCCCUAUGAAUCAAGCUGGCGUGACAGCCGCGAACCGAAAAAGGAAGAAUCAAAACCGAUCAAGGGGCCCCUCCAAAAACCAAACAUUGUGAUCCUGCCCUACGCCGAGGAGACCGACUUUGAAACUGGCGCCUCGACACCUGAUCUUGACAUUGCUUGUCUCGGCCUUACUGUUGUGCGGCAGCGUGAAGAAGCUGUUUGGAACAGUGAUGAGUUUAUCAAGAAGCACGGUAUGCCUGGCAAGGCCAUCAUGGCUUCUCUCGUUGGAGACAGAUCAGCAUGGAACGCCCAUGGUCUCGACCUCGCCCACACAUUGAUGCGGGGACAAAACACCAAGCUCAUCUACGUACGAGGCAAUGGUAAGUCAACAUCUCAAAGUGAUCAGAAACAUGCUUACCAAUUAGAACUCGGAGAAACGUGGUUUAUGAACGAGCAGCCCGUCUUCCUGCAAUUCUACCACUGUGGAUAUCUACCACAGUUCUACCCAGCCAGGCAGUCGGACGAAAAGGCGCAGAAGGAAGAGUACGUGGCCAUUGGAGAGGAAUGGGCCAGUCUUGAGGCUCUGAGCCAGCUCGGCCUAUCAGUCAAGGGGCAACAGGAGGGGAGGGUCUUGCUAGAUCCUACCACUACAUGGUCCAUGCUCAAAGAGCUGGCCACUACGACACUGCAACUCAGAUGCAUGAAGCAACGACGACAGUUUACAUCCACAUUCUACAACUCGAUAUCCUUGUUCCGCAAGACGCACGGAGAAGUUGAACCUGAGCCCGAGACGUUGGAUACUCUAGAAGAGGAGCCCCAGGAUACGACAGUCACGCCACCACCAGAGCCAGUGGUGGAACCGAGUACACCAAGCACGCUUACCACGCAAAGUUUCAGGAUAUUCGACUACGAGGUGAAGGACGAGGAGGAACCUUCAGUCCCUAUACGGGCUCGUAGUGUGGCAGAAUCACACCAUGAACCGCCCCAAAUGUCGACAGCCCAGUCGACACGCUCAGCUCCACCGCCUGUAGUUCCUCAACCCCCACCUGAGCUGGAUCAAGACGACAACAGAUCAGACAUGUCAUCUGAGACGCUUCUAUCAAGAUUCGUCCGACGGUACAAACCCAAGAAGAAGCAAAGCCGCCAUCCACUCCGGAACCGCCACGAUGUGUCUCAGACGAUAGCUGAGCAUGGAGGCAGUAAUGACAAAAGGGCGCCAACACCAUCCGACUCUGGUAUUGGAAGUUCAGUAGCUUCAGCCCGACCCUUGUGA